UCUCUCUCUCUCUCUCUCUCUCUCUCUCUCUCUCUCUCUCUCUCUCUCUCUCUCUCACUCUGUCCCUACCUCACUCUCUGCCUGUUCAUGUUAUUGUCGUGCUUGUCCUUGGCUGUGAAACGACAACAAGCCGAGCAGCCAACCAGAGAGCAGGAUUUAGACUGGAUCAUGGUGCACAGUGCUGCGGGGACAGAUAGCUGAUGUAAACAUGCCUGAAGUUCCACCUGCAGAGAGCUCGAGCGAACAGCAGCCAGAAAACACGCAGAGGAAAAGAACGUUAGAGAACACAGACGAUUACACCGCAAAAAAGAAACAACGCUGCUGGGGUAUUUUAACUAGCCAAGGCAGGAAUGUCAUAUACCUAUCAAUGGCUAGAUGUUCCAUGGGGAGACGGAGACAUGGGGUCAUGGGCGGACCGGUCCCCUCUCCACGAGGCAGCGUGUCAGGGCCGUCUCCUGGCCCUCAGGACCCUACUCUCACAGGGUUACAACGCAAACAUCCCUACCAUAGACCAUGUGACGCCGUUGCAUGAGGCUUGCCUGUCAGACCACGCGUCAUGCGCCAAGGCGCUUGUCGCAGCUGGUGCCAAUGUAAAUGCCACCACCAUUGAUGGGGUGACGCCGCUGUUCAAUGCCUGCUCAGCGGGCAGUGCCACCUGUACAGAGGUACUGCUGGAAAACGGUGCCAAGCCCCAGUCAGAGAUGUGCCAGCCCUCGCCCAUACAUGAAGCCUCCAGCAAAGGCAGAAGUGCUUGUCUGGAGGCACUGAUCACAUGGGGAGCAGACGUGGACUAUGAUAUUCCUCACCUAGGAACCCCCCUGUAUAUCGCCUGCAUCUCCUCAGGACUCCAGUGCACACAGAAACUCCUCGAUGGAGGGGCCAAUGUGCAGAAGGGCAGGUUCCUGGAGAGCCCGCUCCAUGCAGCAGCUCAGAAGGACUGUCCUGAGAUUAUCAAUGUGUUGUUAGAGUUUGGAGCGAACAUUAACGCUAAAAAUCUAGAGCUGAAGAGACCGGUGGAGUCAGCCCCACCUAACAGCUCAGCAGAGGAGACGUUACUGCUGUAUGAAGCAACACCUCAGCCACUAUAUCAGCUGUGUCGUCUCAGUGUCAGAGAUUAUAUGGGCCGAUCUCGACUACACCUCAUCCCUCAGCUACACCUCCCCAACCUUCUCAAACGCUUCCUCCAGUACAGAUAGAACACAUCAACGCCCUCUCUCUCUCUCUCUCUCUCUCUCUCUCUCUCUCUCUCUCUCUCUCUCUCUCUCUCUCUCUCUCUCUCUCUCUCUCUCUCUCUCUCUGUCUGUUGCUCUCCCUUCUCUUUCUCUCUUUCUAAAUGAGAGCAUCGUCAUAAUAGAGGAUAUUCUUUAUCCCAUCCUCUCUAUUGUUUUCUCUCUGUUUCUCGCUCCAACCAUUUCAUCAUCAAGUGAAUUCAUUAUUACUCAAUGAACCUCGUUUAAAAAAAAUAAAAAAUAAAAACAGAAUCUCAAAUGCACAGAAACCCUCCCAUUCACUGACAUCUGUUUUCACUGUUUCUCUGAGGCACCUACAUACAAGGUCAUGUAAAUAUGUAUAUUCUGUUACAUUGACCAAAACAUGAGUUUGAAUGUUCAAAAUAACUAAAUAUUAACACUGUAUAAUACUGUGUUAUCAGUUAAAAUGACACCCCCACUGCAGUGAUCGUUGUGAUCCCAACUUGUCAGAAAGUUGCCUGUAAAGAAAUGUACUGGUGUAAAUCAUGUUUUUCUGCACAAAUACUAUCGAAGUCAAGUUGAUCACCUUGCAUGUCACUUUGGUUUUGUGUCCAAUAUUCCUGUCCACGCCAUACGUUUAACUGCCUAAUAUUCAUUGACCCAAAUAAUGAAAGGGGCCAUUGCAUGUUUAAUGUAAUGUAUAACAUAAUGUACUUUAAUGUACACAAAUCAUGUACCUUAAUGUACGAUGUUAUCUUGUUUGCAUCAUUGGUAGCAUAUAUUUUUUAUUUAUUUAUUUUAUUUUACCUGGUAAGUUGAGUGAGAACACAUUCUCAUUUAUAGCAAUGACCUGGGGAAUAGUUAUAGGGGAGAGGAGGGCGGAUGAAUGAGCCAAUUGAAAGCUGGGGAUGAUUAGGUGACCGUGAUGGUAUGAGGGACAGAUUGGGAAUCUAGCCAGGACACUGGGGUUAACACUCCUAACCUUAUGAUAAGUGCCAUGGGAUCUUUAGUGACCACAGACCACACACAUUUAAAGUCUUAUCCAAACGACGGAUAUAUGCAGCUCAUUCAUUACACAUUGAGAUGUGUACAUUAAAGAUUCAUUGACUCUGGAAAAAGUAAAACAUAUUCAAAAUUGUACCCAUGAUACUCUGAUUGUGUCUGUCCUAUAUAAAGCUCUUAUGAUGUGAAUAAUAUUGUAUUUCAAUUAUUGUCUUAUAACAUUAGCCAACUAAUAUAUAUAUAUUAUAUAUAUAUAUAUUAACGUGACCUGUAUAUGAAUAACUCACUGAAAAAUGUAUAGUAUUUUGCCAAAACUCAUUUCACAUACCUCUCACCCGUUUCACUCUAAUAAAUAAGAAUUUUAUUUCAUGA
Oncorhynchus keta (chum salmon) is the source of this 2564-nucleotide messenger RNA. Its product is annotated as ankyrin repeat and SOCS box protein 5. The transcript has 8 exons. Bases 351 to 1196 code for a protein of 281 amino acids. Gene Ontology annotation, biological process: positive regulation of protein catabolic process; intracellular signal transduction; protein ubiquitination. The record is from RefSeq and is a predicted model, not a curated record. Gene Ontology annotation, molecular function: protein binding. NCBI's taxonomy places the organism in Eukaryota, Metazoa, Chordata, Actinopteri, Salmoniformes, Salmonidae.